CAUUUUUGGAACGACAAUUACCAAAACAAUCUAACACUUUAGAGAGUUCCCCAGCAGUACCACAUAAACUGGGGCUUGUGAUAAGAUUCACUAGAUAAUACUGCUUGUAUUGUUCUGCAAGUGUAAGACUUAGGAUAUAGGACUCAAGAGUCAAUUAGAUCAGACUUUAACUGACUAUACAUAAAGCUAUGGCUACUCUUGGAGAAGAUAUCCCGUAUGUUGAGAGCAGCAUCAGUCAAUUCGGCACGUCAACGCUGAUCAGGAGCGGCUGGACUCCUGUGCGGGAGGAGCGAUCUAAACCAUCCCCUCCCUCCAUUCUCAACAUACCCAUGGCCAUACUUUCCUGUCUUCUAUGCCCCAUACUGGGGUUCCUGGCUGUACUCUAUUCAGUGGAGGCUCGAGUGAAAUACAACCAAGGCCGAUUCCUAGAGUCUGAGGCACUGUGCACACGAGCAAGAGGCACUGCUAUCUACUCUAUGGCUAUUGGAGUGGGGCUGCUGGUCAUCAUGGGACUGCUGCUAGGACUAGGGGCGAGAUUCAACUGGUACUAGCUGCAAUGGACCCACAUCAAUCAUUCACAUGCAGCCACUCACACUCACAUCGUUUUUAGCAUUGAACACACUAGCAUUUUGUUAUUAAACACACUAGCAUUUUUGAAGCAUAACUAUGCAUUCAGUACAAAAGGACAUAAUUAUGCAUACAAGCAGAUGCUGGUCACAGUACUUAUCUAUUGUGUAAUAGAUGCUAUUUUUGCAAGGGCUCAUUUAGCAAUGGA
Molecule: messenger RNA, 775 nt
Organism: Halichondria panicea
Lineage: Eukaryota; Metazoa; Porifera; Demospongiae; Suberitida; Halichondriidae
Exons: 3
Coding region: 189-551 (120 amino acids)
Cellular component (GO): membrane
Source: RefSeq, a predicted model, not a curated record